Messenger RNA from Acomys russatus (golden spiny mouse), 1968 nucleotides. It is a transcript of the gene Mapk12, whose product is annotated as mitogen-activated protein kinase 12. The transcript is spliced from 12 exons. The record is from RefSeq and is a predicted model, not a curated record. Bases 292 to 1395 code for a protein of 367 amino acids. Gene Ontology annotation, cellular component: cytoplasm; nucleus. Gene Ontology annotation, molecular function: ATP binding; MAP kinase activity. NCBI's taxonomy places the organism in Eukaryota, Metazoa, Chordata, Mammalia, Rodentia, Muridae. Gene Ontology annotation, biological process: MAPK cascade; protein phosphorylation.
GGGUUUCCGCAGGGGCCGGAGGGCAGGCGGGGAUGUCACGUGCUCAAGGCCCCGGGGGCCGGUUGGUCAGUGGGCCGGGAGGGACCACUCUGCCGGCCAGAAACAAGGGUCCGGUAGAAGUUGACGGUUACGGAGAAUUCAGGGUGACGACCCUGUGAGAAGAGCCCGCCAGGGAAAGCCCCAGAGGCGGGUGGCCGACGCUGAGCCCUCCCUGCCACGCAGUGACCCAGGGCGCGCGGGUGGAGCCCCUGAUCCCGGGUCCGGUCCUGGGGCGCGGUGCUCCGGCUGGGGAUGAGCUCCCCGCCACCCGCCCGCAAGGGCUUUUACCGCCAGGAGGUGACCAAAACGGCCUGGGAGGUGCGCGCCGUGUACCAGGACCUGCAGCCCGUUGGCUCUGGUGCCUAUGGUGCAGUGUGCUCUGCGGUAGACAGCCGCACCGGCACCAAGGUGGCAAUCAAGAAGUUGUACCGGCCCUUCCAAUCGGAGCUGUUUGCCAAGCGCGCCUACAGAGAGCUGCGCCUCCUCAAACACAUGCGCCACGAGAACGUCAUCGGGCUACUGGACGUGUUUACUCCUGAUGAGACCCUGGAUGACUUCACAGACUUCUACCUGGUGAUGCCAUUCAUGGGCACUGAUCUGGGCAAGCUCAUGAAGCAUGAGACUCUGAGUGAAGACAGGAUCCAGUUUCUUGUGUAUCAGAUGCUGAAGGGGCUGAAGUACAUCCAUGCGGCUGGCGUCAUCCAUAGAGACUUGAAGCCUGGCAACCUUGCUGUGAAUGAAGACUGUGAGCUGAAGAUCCUAGACUUUGGCCUUGCCCGACAGGCAGACAGUGAGAUGACAGGGUAUGUGGUGACCCGGUGGUACCGGGCCCCAGAGGUCAUCUUGAACUGGAUGCGCUACACACAGACAGUGGACAUUUGGUCUGUUGGCUGCAUCAUGGCAGAGAUGAUUACUGGAAAAAUUCUUUUCAAAGGCAAUGACCACCUGGACCAGCUGAAGGAGAUUAUGAAGGUCACGGGGACACCCCCUUCUGAGUUUGUACAGAAGCUCCAGAGUGCUGAGGCCAAGAACUACAUGGAAGGCCUCCCUGAGCUGGAAAAGAAGGAUUUUGCAUCUGUUCUAACCAACGCAAGCCCUCAGGCUGUGAACCUCCUGGAAAAGAUGUUGGUGCUGGAUGCAGAACAGCGGGUGACAGCAGCUGAGGCCUUGGCCCAUCCAUACUUUGAGUCCCUUCGGGACACUGAGGAUGAACCCAAGGCCCAGAAAUACGAUGACUCCUUUGAUGACGUAGACCGCACCCUUGAGGAAUGGAAGCGUGUUACGUACAAGGAAGUGCUCAGCUUCAAGCCUCCCAGGCAGCUAGGAGCCCGAGUUCCAAAGGAGACGGCUCUAUGAAGACCUCUGGGUAUCCUAAGGAGCCUGGCUGGGAGCUUCCCAGGCACCUUGGAUUCCCUCCCCUGGAAGAAUCCCAGUUUGCACUCCGACAGUGCCUAGGGCUUGAAUCCCAAGCGACUCACCUGCAGAGGCUGUGUAGACCCUUGAAUCAUGGACCCUCCACCUCCAAAGCUGCUCUUCAGAUUUCAAGUGCCUCAGAUGACCCUGGCAGAACAUCAGUGCUUUCUGUCCAAGACCCUUACCCAACAUGGGACUAGCCUUUGAAUUCUGGGGUUGUGCUCCCUUCACCAGUGUGCACCCAAGAGCCUCAGAGCUGGCAGAACUUGGGAGACAGGUGCUAGUCCUUGAGCUUGCACGCUCUGGACAGUGCCAAGGCCAACUUCUGAGAUGGAAGGAGAUAGAGGUUUGGGGGGCACUGACUCAGGGACAUCAUCUCUCCUGGGUGGACUUUCUUACACCAUUAGCCUGGAGUGUAAACCAGCCAUUUGGUGUGCUUAAGUGGCUGGGGGGCAAAUAAACCCUUUUGUAGACCUCCCAUUCUGGUUGUGUGGCCCGAUGCCUGAGCACCCAUCA